UGAUUUUGCAUUUCCGGGUUUGCACCCAUGGCUGUCAAUCACGGCAGCUCUCCUCCCUGUCAGCUCGGGCACACUGCUCUGGAUGCACAGCACAGCCAUCCAGAGCAGUGUGAUUACAGUGAAGCACACAGACACAGCCCCCUAGUAAAACACUCCCUGCACACAGUUAACCCUUUGAUCGCCCCUCAUGUUAAUCCCUUCCUGCCCAGUGCCAUUAGUACAGUGUCAGUGUUUUUUGUUUUAGCACUGAUCACUGUAUUGGUGUCACUGGGGAUGUCAAUGACACCAAGUCAGUUCCCCCCAGUGUCAGAAUGUCCGCUGCAGUCCCACUUU
Molecule: messenger RNA, 333 nt
Organism: Staurois parvus
Lineage: Eukaryota; Metazoa; Chordata; Amphibia; Anura; Ranidae
Source: the annotation of a GenBank genome assembly